Myxozyma melibiosi is the source of this 4809-nucleotide messenger RNA. Its product is annotated as UDP-glucose:glycoprotein glucosyltransferase-domain-containing protein. Gene Ontology annotation, molecular function: UDP-glucose:glycoprotein glucosyltransferase activity. Bases 113 to 4792 code for a protein of 1559 amino acids. The transcript has 4 exons. NCBI's taxonomy places the organism in Eukaryota, Fungi, Ascomycota, Lipomycetes, Lipomycetales, Lipomycetaceae. The record is from RefSeq and is a predicted model, not a curated record. Gene Ontology annotation, cellular component: endoplasmic reticulum.
CAACCCAUCCGAGGAACUUCUCCUCUUUUGUCCCCUUCGAUCUAGAUUGUCAUCGUUCUGCUUGCUCUUGCACCCUGAGCGCUGAGCACCUUUGAUAUUUGAAAAGAGCCGAAUGCUGUUUGGGAUUCGUGUUCGUCGGCUGGGGACUGCGGUUGUUCUGCUCCUCGGCAGCAACGCUGUCUCCUCUGUCGCCUCGGCUGCCCCGAGCGUGGAUAUUUCUCUCAAUAUCCCGUGGACCGAGAGCUCACCUUAUCUUCUGGAGGUGGUGGAAACUCUUGCUACCGAAGCCCCAGAGGCAUACUUCCCUCUCCUCACCCAUCUCGUCGAGUACUCCAACCAAAAGCUCGAAGCCUGUGAAGAAGAUCCAACCGCAAAAUGCACUAUCUCGCACAAGGACAUCUACGACGAGGCCUUCGCGUACGCGGUCUCCGAGAAACUCCUCCCCGAAUCAGGCACUGGUCGCCAAGUCGACUUUGCAAACCUCAAGCUCGCGCUCCGCCAUUCGGCGCCAUUGAUCCAGGCCUACUAUCAAUUCUACAACUCCUCUGUGUACCCCCAAUACGCUGACCAAUUGGCUAAAAAGGGCUGCGAUCGUGGAUCUUGGUUUUGGUACGAUAACUCAGUCGGCUGUGAUCCAGGCGAGAUCUUUGCCUUGCAGACUCCCUCGACGAUAGUGGAUCCCAAGACCCUACCAUUCGAUCGUCAAAUUCCAGACGAACCCGAAAGUUCUGUGCCUACCGCAGUUUUGUACGCCGACGUCACCGAUCCGAAGUUUUUGGCUUUCCACAGUUUGCUUUCGGCAGAAGCUGAGAAGGGAAAACUACGCUAUAUAAUCCGAUAUAAACCGUCCGACCCAGAGACCACUGCGUCGUUCCCUUUGCGGCCCAAGGGGUUGGCAGGAUACGGCGUGGAAUUGGCGCUCAAGAGGACUGAUUAUAUCGUCAUUGAUGAUCGCGACAAGACUGUAGAUGGAGAUAAGAAAUCAGACGCUGCUAUUGAGCAGCAGCAGCAGGAAGAAGACACCGGGAACCUGUUCUUAGUAUCUGAGACCAAAGACAUCAGCCCAUUGAAGAGCUACGAGGUAGAAGACAUCGGUCUCCAGACUGCAGGAUACAUCCUGCAAUCUGCUCGCGAGGGUAAAGAUCCCCUCGAUGUACUUCUCAAGAUCGUUGAGGAUUUCCCCAAGCUCGCAUCGUCUAUUGCAGCAGCCAGUGUCGACAACCUGGCCGACAUCCGCUCGGAGAUUUACGAUAACUUGCAGACGAUGGUUGGACGCACCCGCUUCACGCACGGCGACAAUGCGCUUUUCGCGAACGGCGCGCGCAUCGACUCGCAGGUUUCCGACGAUAUUUUUGAGAUCUUGAAGAUUAUCGAGCGCGAGUACGAGUUUGUCGAUGACCUCAACUACCUCGGUUUAUCGAAUGAGGUUGCGUCAAAGAUGAUCUGCUCGCCUACGAUCUUGAACAUGAAGGAACGGCAGUCCGAUCCCCGAUUCGACUACCGCGAUGAUAUAGAAGGCGGAGGAGUCAUUGUCUGGCUCAACGAUCUCGAGAAGGAUAAGGCUUACGCAAAGUUCAGUCCCUCAAUCUCUCGCAUCUUGGAGCCGCACUAUCCCGGUCAAUUCCACCAGAUCCGGAAGAAUAUCCACACGAUCGUCGUCCCGGUCGAUUUGACCUCCGAAGAAGAGAUAUUUUUGGUUACAAGAAAUCUGAAAUCAUUCAUUUCGCGGGGACUCGCUGUGCGAUUUGGAAUCGUGCCUCUAACCGAAACCGACGAUCAAAUCGAUGCGGCCGCGUACUUUUACCACGUCGCGAGUCAGAAUGUAGAAUUUGCGCUGCAGUUCUUUGAUAACAUUCUCGCCGGCGGAUCGAGACCUCCAGUUGCGUCAAAGAGAAGCAAGAAAAACACGGCCAGCGGAGACGCCGUUGACAAAGCCGCGGCCUGGGCUAAGCGUCUCGAUGUAAAGACCGACGACCCGAUUGCUUUCGGAAACGGCUUUGCGAUCGCUAGAGUGGAUUCUUCGUGGAUCCAGUCGAUUGCGUUCAAACUGGAUAGCGACAUUGGCCUGAUCCAGACAUUGGUGAAGUCAAAGGCGAUCGACGAUAGCACAAACAUUCAGGACCUGCUGCUCAAGGUCUCAUCCGCCAGACGAAGCAAGCUCAUCUUUCCCGAAGACCCGGCUAGCGUCGAGCUUCUGGCCUACGUCCCGCUCUACCAGUCGUUUGGAAGCGACCUUUCGCAGCUCCCGUCGGUCACCUACAAAGUCAGCGAGCAGACGGAGAUGAAUAAGAACAUGGAUCUCACGCUUCUUGUCGUCGCCGAUUUUGAUUCGCAGGCUGGUAUCAAGCUGUUUAGAGGGGUCUUGAAGUUCAUCGUCUCGAAACCAUUGUUCAACUUUAAAGUCAAGUUUCUCCACAACCCGGGUCUCGAGAAAAACUCGCCCUCGCUAUCGACGUUGAUUCACUACAUGUGGGGCCUGGACGUGCUCUCGAGACUUGAUCCGCAGGAAAUCCUUGACUCGAUCCAGGAUGAGGCGACGGAGGACUUUGCCAAGCUUCCACAUAUUGAGGAGACAUAUAAGCAGCAGGGAAAUAUCAAGCUUGAAGGAUGGUCGGUGCCUGAUAACGCUGGUGCAUUCAGGUACUGGAAUUCGAUGGCGCCUAUUGUGAAGGCAUUGGGACUGGCGUCUGGAGAGGGCUUGGUUGCACUCAACAGCAGAGUCAUCCGGUUGUCGGCCGCUGAGCAUCUCGACGCCUACGACUUUGACAGUCUGCUCAAAUACGAGCUCUCCGCUCGACUCGCGCCGACGGUAUCCGCGGCGACCAAAUUCGGCGUGUACGACCUCGGCACCGGAGACUACGACUCCUUUGAUUUCACAGCCCAGCUUACUUCCGCCGUCGCGCUCAGCGACCGCGUCGACACGCCUGGCGGUGCAUUCUACGGCGUCGUGCGCCGCAACUCGCGCGUGGGCGAGUUUGCGCACGAGCUCUCUGCGUUUGAUUUUGGUCAUGAUUACGGCUCUGCGGCGGUGAAGAUCGACGCAAUCGUGAACCCCGCGAGCGAGUUUGCGCAGAAAUACGUGCCGAUCUUGAAAGUGCUCGGUGAACUCGAGGGAGUCGCCGUGCGGGUGUUUAUGAACCCCAUGCUAAUGAUUUCCGAGAUGCCGGUCAAGCGGUUCUACCGGAACGCCAUCGCAGCCGCUCCUGAGUUUGAUAGUGAGACCGGGGCGAUUGUCGAGCCUGAGACUGUGUUCAAGGGAAUUCCAUCUGAUACGCUAUUGACGCUCGGGAUGGAUGUUCCCGGAGCGUGGGUGGUGACGCCGUCCGUGUCGAAGUACGAUCUCGACAAUAUCAUUCUUGCGUCGGUAUCCGAGCCCAAACUCGAGGCCGAGUACAUUCUCAAGAAGAUCCUGGUGCAAGGACACGUGCGCGAGUCUGCCGCGCGCGGCAGCGGCGCUGCGACUCCUGCCGGAUUGCAACUCACGCUCGGAACGGAGGCGGAGCAGCAGCUUGAGGAUACGAUCGUGAUGGCGAACCUCGGGUAUCUGCAGUUCAAGUCCGAGCCUGGUGUUUGGAAGCUGGGGAUCAAGCCUGGUAUUUCGCAAAAGAUCUUCAAGCUUGACAGUGUUGGUGCGCUGGCGUCGUCUCCUCAGAAUGGAGAGGGAGAAGGCGACGACAGUGUUUACGUGACCUCGUUCUCGGGCGUGCGUCUCUAUCCGCGGGUGUCCCGAAACGAAGGACAGGAGGAAGCCUCAGUGUAUGGCGAUCUUGAAGACAACGAGGGCGGUCUGAUGGGCCAAGUGCAAGGUCAAAUGCGCAAGGCGUUCGGCUCCAUCCUAUCCAAGUCGAGCGAUAUCAAGAGUCUUAAACCACCCUCGCAGGCGGCGAUCAAUAUCUUCUCGGUCGCGAGCGGACACUUGUACGAGCGGUUUUUGAACAUUAUGUUUGUGAGCGUCAUGAGGCAUACGAACGAGACAGUCAAGUUUUGGCUGAUUGAGGAUUUCUUGUCGCCUUCGUUCAAGGAGUUUUUGCCGUUUAUGGCGGAGGAGUAUAAGUUUGAGUACGAGCUGAUUACCUAUAAAUGGCCGCAUUGGCUGCGGGCGCAGAAGGAGAAGCAGAGAAUUAUCUGGGGCUACAAAAUUCUGUUUUUGGAUGUGAUGUUCCCGCUUGAUCUCGAGAAAGUGAUCUUCGUGGACGCAGACCAGAUUGUGCGAACGGAUCUGAAGGAACUCGUCGAUCUUGAUCUCCACGGCGCACCCUACGGCUACACUCCGAUGUGCGACUCGCGCACGGAGAUGGAAGGCUUCCGAUUCUGGAAGCAAGGGUACUGGAAGAACUUCCUCCGCGACAAGCCGUACCACAUCAGCGCGCUGUACGUCAUCGACCUGACUCGGUUCCGAAAACUCGCUGCCGGCGACAGACUGCGUCAGCAGUACCACACGCUCUCAGCCGAUCCGGGCAGUCUUUCGAACCUCGACCAGGACCUGCCGAAUAACAUGCAAAACAGUAUCCCGAUCUACUCGUUGCCGCAGGACUGGCUGUGGUGCGAGACGUGGUGCUCGGACGAGAGUCUUGCGACGGCGAAGACGAUCGAUUUGUGUAAUAACCCGAUGACGAAGGAGCCCAAGCUGGAUCGGGCGCGGAGACAGGUGCCGGAGUGGACGGUGUAUGAUAAUGAGAUUGCGGCGUUUGCGAAGAGGGUUAAGAGUGGAAGCGCUGUUGUUGGCGGGGAGGUGGAAAAGCAGCCGGAGACGGAGGUGCCGGAGACGGAGGUGGAGCAUGACGAGCUAUAAGAGCUGCGCAUUAUGCA